Molecule: messenger RNA, 3762 nt
Organism: Mizuhopecten yessoensis (Yesso scallop)
Lineage: Eukaryota; Metazoa; Mollusca; Bivalvia; Pectinida; Pectinidae
Product: proline-rich extensin-like protein EPR1
Exons: 4
Coding region: 1-3096 (1031 amino acids)
Source: RefSeq, a predicted model, not a curated record
AUGACGUCACCCACAACUAUUCAAACAUCGACAAUUACUACCGCUAUACCUAAUACUAUUUCAACUAAUACUGACGACGCUUCAACUACAACAUCUAAACCGACCACAACCAAACAGACAAUUUCAACUAACUCCCAGUCCCUUACUACUACAUCAACUCCAACCUCUACAUCAGUUAAAACCACUUCACUCACUUCAACAGACUUACCAAAUACGAACACUUUACCAACUACAUCUCAGACUACGACCGAUAGACCCAUUACAACUACAACUCCAGUUACACCAAAUACAUCAACUACAACUACUCCACCAACUAAAACUACUCCACCAACUACAACCACUCCACCAACUACAGCCACUCCACCAACUACAGCCACUCCACAAUCUACAGCCACUCCACCAACAACAGCCACCCCACCAACUACAGACACUCCACCAACUACAGCCACUCCACAAACUACAUCCAUUCCACAAACUACAGCCACUCCACAAUCUACAGCCAUUCCACCAACUACAGCCACUCAACAAACUACACCACUCCACCAACUACAGCCAGUCCAUCAACUACAGCCAUUCCACAAACUACAUCCAUUCCACAAACUACAGCCACUCCACAAUCUACAGCCACUCCACCAACUACAGCCACUCCAACAACUACAGCCACUCCACAAACUACAGCCACUCCUCCAACUACAGCCACUCCGCCAACUACAACCACUCCACCAACUACAGCCACUCCACAAACUACAGUCACUACACAAUCUACAGCCAUUCCACAAACUACAGCCACUCCACAAUCUACAGCCAUUCCACCAACUACAGCCACUCAACAAACUACAGUCACUACACAAUCUACAGCCACUCCACAAACUACAGCCACUCCAACAACUACAGCCACUCCACAAACUACAGCCACUCCUCCAACUACAGCCACUCCGCCAACUACAACCACUCCACCAACUACAGCCACUCCCCCAACUACAGCCACUCCACCAACUACAGCCACUCCACAAACUACAUCCAUUCCACAAACUACAGCCACUCCACAAUCUACAGCCACUCCACAAACUACAGCCACUCCACCAACUACAGCCACUCAUCCAACUACAGCCAAUCCACAAACUACAGCCACUCCUCCAAUUACAGCCACUCCACCAACUACAGCCACUCCAUCAACUACAGCCAUUCCACAAACUACAUCCAUUCCACAAACUACAGCCACUCCACAAUCUACAGCCACUCCACCAACUACAGCCACUCAACAAACUACAGUCACUACACAAUCUACAGCCACUCCUUCCCCCAACUACACUCCACAAUCUACAGCCAUUCCACCAACUACAGCCACUCAACAAACUACAGUCACUACACAAUCUACAGCCACUCCACAAACUACAGCCACUCCACAAUCUACAGCCAUUCCCCCAACUACAGCCACCCCACAAACUACAGCCACUCACCCAACUCCAGCCACUCCACCAACCACAGCAACCCCACCAACUACAGCCCCUCCCCCAACUCCAGCCCCCCCACAAUCUACAGCCACCCCACAAUCUACAGCCACCCCACAAACUCCAGCCACCCCACAACCUCCAGCCACCCCUCCAACUACAGCCACGUCACCAAUUACAGCCACGCCACCAACUACAGCCACUUUUUUUUUUUUUUUUUCCAAUUACAGCCACUCCAACAACCACAGCAACUCCACCAACUACGGCCACUCCACCAACAACAGCCACACCACCAACUACAGACACUCCACCAACUACAGUCACUCAACAAACUACAGUCACUCCACCCACUACAGCCACUCCACCAUCUACAGCCACUCCACAAUCUACAGCCACCCCACCAACUACAGCCCCCCCACAAACUACAGCCUCUCCACAAACUACAGCCACUCCACCAACUACAGCCACUCCACCAACUACAGCCACUCCACCAAUUACAGCCACUCCACCAACUACAGUCACUCCACCAACUACAGCCACUCCACCAACUACAGCCACUAUACAAACUACAGCCACUCCGCCAACUACAGCCACUGCACAAACUACAGCCACUCCACGUACUACAGCCUCUCCGCCAACAACAGUCAUUCCGCCAACUCUAACCACUCCACUAAUUACAACCACUAAACCACCUAUAACCACUCCACCAAUUUCAACCAUUUCAUCAAGUAAAACCACUCCACCAACUAAAAUAACCACACCAUCUCCAACCACUUUAUCAACUACCACCACUCCACAAACUACAACCACUCUAUUAGCUGAUACCACUUCAUCAAGUGAAACUACUCCAUCAACUAAAAUUAUCUCAUCCCCUAAAACCACUACAACAACUAAAAUAACUUCGACAAGUAAAACUACUACCCCAACUACAACCACUUCACAAAGUAAAGCUACUACCCCAACUACAACCACUCCACAAAGUAAAACUACUACACCAACUGCAGCCCCUUCACCAAGUAAAGCUACUUCCCGAACUACAAAAACUUUAACAACUACAACCACCACUAGAGGAGCAACCACUAAACCAAACAUUAAACCAACUACCUCUACUAUACCUAAGAAAACCUCAUCGACCAAAUCAACAACAAGAGUUAGAAAUGUAGUGACAUCGACGUUGAUACCAGAUUCGACAACAUCAACAAACGCAGAAGUUGACUGGUCUAAGAUUGCCCUAAUCGCGGUCAUAGGGACAGGAGCGCUGGCUGUUAUUGUGGUACUUGUGCUUGGGACGAUGCUCAUUAGGGCAAAGUCUAAAAGGUCUAAAGAUAAAAGCAGAAAUCACUCAGGCGACAUGACGAGACAGCCAAAUAUCGUUCCUGGAAACCGUCCCAACCAUACAGAUAAUUUCAGCCACCAAAGUCCAUUUCACGAAUUAUCGGGGCAAAUUAACGGUACAAACAAUGCUCAACAGGGAAAUAUCCAAAGUUCCCAGAAAAGUCCCUUCCAGGGAUACGGACAGGAGUACGAUGGGUUCAGCUACAAGUCCCCGGAUGUUUCCAAUGUUUAUCCGAGUCUCCAGAGAGAUAGUGUCCAUCCACAACCGUCCGCACCUCCUGUCAAAGACAUGCAUUUACGAUACUACUGAUGUGAUGUGCUGAGAAGAUCAUCCGGAACCUUCCCUCACGUCUAUGAGUGCUGGUUUUAUAUUCAUAGGACAUAUUUUUAUGGUCAAGCCUUUGUUGACACAUGUUAACAUAAGUUCAUGCCAGCUGAGGAGAUAUCGUAAGCUUUUGAUAAAUUAAGCUAUAAGCUUUGGCUACACAAACUGCAGAGUUUCUUUGUUUUGUUUUCUGUUCUGGUUAUUUUGUGCGAAAAGAAUGUUCCUUUUUUCCGAAAAGUAACAAGUGUAUUGCUGUGUAACAAUAAACAGGGUAUUGUCUGCUUUGUGCGACGUCACUUCGGGUGUUUGCAAGGGAUAAGCUUGAGAUCCAAUAUUUGUUUUUAUAAAGACUGUUAUUUUUGACGAUGGUAAUUACUUAUAUUAAUUACUUGAAUACAUACAUGGAGGGUACAUGGUUAUCUCUAUUCUGCUAUCGACCAAGUCAAUGACUAGGGUCCCUAGUCAUUGCAUUGCAUGGUUAUGGAAGUUAAUAAUUAUCUUAAGAAGUUACGUUAUUAACGUUACAAAUUAAUGAUCUAUUUGAUUUAUAAAUGAAAAUCAUAUAACAAAAUCUUAUUACCGUAGGUGAAGAGGAACACAUAGAACGGAAACCUGUAUCAUCGCAAACUUUCUUUGCCAUAUAUUUUUAAA